Acipenser ruthenus (sterlet) is the source of this 6121-nucleotide messenger RNA. It is a transcript of the gene ptpn3, whose product is annotated as protein tyrosine phosphatase non-receptor type 3. Gene Ontology annotation, cellular component: cytoskeleton; cytoplasmic side of plasma membrane; cytoplasm. The transcript has 28 exons. The record is from RefSeq and is a predicted model, not a curated record. Gene Ontology annotation, biological process: protein dephosphorylation. Gene Ontology annotation, molecular function: protein tyrosine phosphatase activity; cytoskeletal protein binding. Lineage: Eukaryota; Metazoa; Chordata; Actinopteri; Acipenseriformes; Acipenseridae. Bases 353 to 3220 code for a protein of 955 amino acids.
CCGAUCGAAAUUCCUACUUCUUUGAGAGGCGUAGAUCGGCUCUUGGCGGCAGGGCAGUCCGGUAUGAAAGGGUGGGUGAGUGAGUGAGUGAGUGAGUGAGUGAGCGAGCGAGCGAGCUCAAAGGAAGGAAAGCAGGAGGAGGGGAGAAAAGAGCAACGCUUCCUAGUCCCUCUGUCGUACCAACACCUGCCUUUGUUUUCCAUGCGACUGUAAGGAUACAUAAAUAGGGUAGUGAAAUACGCAUUCAAAGAUAAGAGAGACAAAACUACGAGAUUCUGCAUGUUGCAGUUAUUUCUAGAGUCUCUGGAGGUACGACAGGAAAUCACUUAAUCUGGACAGCGAGAAGGGGAGCAUGGACAAACGUACUGUACACAGGAAAGGCUAUUCAUCUCUAGUAAUGAACUCCAGGCUUCGUGUGUUGGGCGGGAGAAUAAGCAACAUACGAGUAUCAGAGCUGCCAAAGGACAAGAACAGGUCGGAGGUCGUCUGCAAUGUGCAUUUCCUGGAUGGCACGGUGCAGAGCUUCAGAGUCAAUAAACAAGAUGCUGGUCAAGUUUUGCUCGAUAUGGUCUACAACCACCUAGGCCUGAUGGAGAGAGAAUAUUUCGGCUUGCAACACAAUGAAGAUUCAGUAGACUCUCCUAUUGGUAGCAAAUUGAGGUGGCUUGAGCCUACAAAACCAAUCAGGAAACAGCUGAAAGGGAGUUUUCCCUGUUCGCUGCGAUUCCUGGUGAGGUUUUUCAUCCAAGACCCUAAUAUGCUACAGCAAGAACAAACUAAGCAUUUCUAUUUUUUACAACUGAAGAAUGAUAUCCUAGAAGGAAGGUUAAACUGUCCUCCCAGUUCGGCGGUUGUCCUUGCUUCCUACACAGUGCAGUCUGAACUUGGAGACUACAGUUCCUCUGAGCACCCUCCUGGAUAUCUGUCUAAAUUCCACUUUAUACCUGAUCAGGACGAAGACUUUCUUACCAGAGUGGGAUCACUGCAUAACCAGCACAGAGGCCUCAGACAGUCAGAAGCAGAGCUUUGCUAUUUGAAUAUUGCCAGAACCAUGGAGUUUUAUGGUGUAGAAUUGCACAGCGCUAGAGAUCCUAACAAUGCAGAGCUGCUCAUAGGAAUAGCCUCUGGGGGACUCCCUGUCUUUCGGAAUAUGAUUUGCACAAGUUUCUACUCCUGGGUCAAUAUCAUGAAGAUUUCCUUUAAAAGGAAACGGUUCUUUAUACAGCUAAGACAGAAACAUGGUGAAACCCGGGAACAUAACGUGGCCUUCAGUAUGUUGAACUACAGGGCAUGCAAAAACCUGUGGAAAUCCUGUGUGGAGCAUCACACCUUCUUUCAGGCCAAGAGAUCAGUACCUCGGGUCAAAAAACUGCUCUCUCACAACUGGACCCUGGGCUACAAGAAUCCAGCCAAGUCCAUAAACAAUCAGUUUUGCCGGAAAGUCAUUGGCGGGAUGGUCUGGAACCCAGUAUUGAGAAAAUCGUUGUCAGUGGAGUAUCUAGAGACCAAAAGCCUUCCUUCACGCUCACCGCCUAUGACGCCAAACUGGCGGAGCCCUCGAUUGCGCCACGAGAACAGGAAGCCACGGCACUCCUCCGUGGACAACUUAGCGAGUGAGAUGACUUACAUCACCGAGACGGAGGAUGUGUUCUACACCUACAAGGAGCCGCCCAGCUCCAAGGACAGCGACACAGAGUCCUCCCAGAACCACAGUCCCUGCAGAAAGUCACCAGACUCAGAAAUGCCAAAGAAACUACUGGAAAGCAGUGACACACAACAAAGUUCCCCUCGCAUAUCCCACAGCCAUUCUCUGCCACCUUCCCCCAAUGGCGUGGGGACUCAGGCACAGGUGAACAACAGACUGUCCGGGACACACCCGCUUGACGGGGUGGAUAAACAGUUCCUGGCAAGCUACGAUAACACGAUGAGAGCGAACAACACCGAUGGAGACUGCCAGUACUACUGUGACAAUAAUGAGCUCAUAGAUGCGGAACUGCUGCUGCUACGGAUAACGCCGGAUGAAGAAGGGCGGUUUGGUUUCAAUGUGAAGGGUGGAGUGGAUCAGAAGAUGCCCCUUGUAAUAUCCAGAGUGAGCCCAGACUCCCCUGCUGACCUGUGCACGCCAAAGCUUCUCGAAGGGGACCAGAUUGUGCUGAUCAAUGGCAGAGACAUCUCAGAGCACACCCAUGACCAGGUUGUAAUGUUCAUCAAAGCCAGCCGAGAGUCGCACACCAAAGAGCUAGCGCUACUGGUCAGACGGAAAGUUGUAAAACUCCACGAUGAGCAGAUGCUUGAGGACGAGAUGGAUGUCUCAUUACCGGGUGACUCGAUCCUCUCCACCUACCCCCAGUAUGGGACUCUGGAGGAGUCCAUGCAGCAGCUGAAGAGAGGGCUGGAGAGCGGGACUGUGCUCAACCAGUUUGAGCAACUGUAUAGAAAAAAACCUGGGAUGACCAUUUUGUGUGCAAAAUUACCUCAGAACAUGGACAAGAACCGGUACAAGGAUGUGUUGCCAUAUGACAAUACCAGAGUUGCUUUAUUAGAGGGAGAAGAGGAUGAUUACAUAAAUGCCAACUUUGUUAAUAUGGCAAUCCCAUCAGCCGGCAUUGUUAACAAGUACGUGGCGAGCCAGGGCCCCCUGCCACACACCUGCUCGCACUUCUGGCAGGCUGUGUGGGAGCAGCACUGUGCCGUGAUCGUCAUGCUCACCACUCUUACGGAACGAGGAAAGCCGAAAUGUCACCAGUACUGGCCUGAUCCCCCUGAGGUUAAGGAAUAUGGCAACUUCCAGGUCUGCUGUCACUCUGAGGACUGUAACAUCGCCUACGUCUUCCGGGAAUUGACAGUCACCAACACUGAGACAGGGGAGGAACGCAGCGUCACUCACCUGCAGUACGUGGCCUGGCCUGACCAUGGGGUUCCAGAUGACCCCACUGAUUUCCUGGACUUUGUGAACUCUGUGAGACAGAAGAGAGUCGAGAAUGAGCCCCUCUUUGUCCACUGCAGCGCGGGAAUCGGUCGAACUGGUGUCCUGGUUACCAUGGAGACAUCAGUGGAAUUAAUUGAAAAGAACCAACCCGUUUAUCCGCUGGAUAUCGUUCGAACAAUGAGGGACCAGAGAGCAAUGAUGGUGCAGACUGUGGGUCAGUACCGGUUUGUGUGUGAAGCUAUCCUGCGCGUCUAUGAGGAAGGGUUGACGAAGCUUCAAGAUUCCAGUUAGUGCUGAUACUGAUGAAGAAGCAGCAGCAGACUAGGGGAUUAAUCGCUACUCCUGUGAAUUUCAAUCAGAGAAGGGUCCUCACUGAUUCUAAUUACCAUCGGGGAUCAGCAACAGAAAGAGAGAGAGAGAGAGAGAGACGGUGAUGACGUCUGAGCACAUUUGAACUGUGGCACUUUAAACACAUUGGGAGGAUCACUACUAAAGUGUGUGUAUGUGUGCGUGUGCGUGUGCGUGUGUGUGUGUGUGUGUGCGUGCGUGUGUGUGUGUGUAUAUAAAAUAUAUAUAUAUAUAUAUAUAUAUAUAUAUAUAUAUAUAUGUGUGUGUCUUGUAAGUUUCUUUUAUUUUUGUACUACCUAAAAAAAAAAAAAAACAAGUACCAGACUGCUGUUGUCACAGUGUUUACUGUUGAAGUCCAUUUGGACUUAAAAGGCAGUAUUGUUUAUGGGUGAGAAAAGAAAAUAAUUGGCUAAAGUGACCGGGGGGGGGGGGGGGGUUAUGUAGUUACAGAACCUAUAACAAAGCACUGCUGCUGUCCUUUUAUUUGAUUUUAAUUUUUUUUAGACCAACACCAAUUAAUGCUGGAGUCGAGUAUUAUUUAAGGUCCUAUGUUAUAGCCUGUGUUUGUGAAUCAGCCUAUAUGGUAUUAUAAUAUAUAAUUUCUUCUGUAUCAUUUCAUGUGUAUCAUUUCUUCAUUUAUGAUAUGUAUCUUUACUUUUCUACUUUAUACUGCUGAAGACAUAAUGCUGCUAUGCAGAAUUUGAAUUCUCUACAUUAUAUUGCCUUUGAAGAUGAUAACAUACAGGACUGAUUUUUCUUGCUGCUUCUGCUGCUGAAAUAGAAGUUUAAGCUUUUUCCCCCAAUGGUGAGGAAAACAUUUACAACUAAUUGUUUGUUAAUUUGUCUUUUUUUAAUUAUUAUUAUUUACUGGCAAAGGGUAGUGUUUUAUACCAAACGGGGUAAACGGUCCAAUGCACUUGUCUAUCCAGUCCUUCUCCCCUCUGGUGACGCCUGACCUGUCUGUACAUAGCAAACAAAUCCGAAUGGUCCUGUCUAGAGCUGGACCAGUAACCCGUAUGUGGAAAGCUUGAUAUUGAAAUGCUAAUAUGCAGCCACUUCAAAACUUUUAACCAUUUGUUAAACAACACUAGUGCACCUCAGAUGAGGAAAAUCAAAACAAAUAAAAAAACGUCUAGUAAUGCUAUACAUUCAGUAUGUAAUAAGGGAAUUGUUUGACCAAUAUGCACUAGGUUUAAAAGCUAUUUACCCUAAAUUGUCAUUAGUGUAUUUUUUUCUUUAACAUCUACAACCAUUUUUUUUUUAAUAGCUUAAGACUUAAUUGCAUGCCUGAGUUGUUAAUUUCUGCUUUGUUAAUUUUAUUGUGUGCAUGUUUCAUUUCUGAAAAGAAAUUGUGCUAAUGACAAUCUGGAGUAAAUAGCUUUGAGAAUUCGUUCCUGAUGGGGAAGGAUAAAUAUUUCAAUGUACAGAAGUACCCUGUCUUUUGAGAUACCCUUUCUUUUAUAAAUAUGUACAGAAAGCUUGUGCUGUAUUUAUUGCCAAAAAAACUACUUCUAAAAAAAAAAAGUUUAAGUAGAGAGCUUAACAAAUAGGUUAACAAAUAUAAGUAAAUUACUGUAUUGUUUUGUUCAAAUAUAAAUCCAGAGAAAAUAGAGUGGGAAGAAUUCUACUUUUUAAAUGUAUGCUUAUAUUCUUUCGUGUGUGUGUGUGUGUGUGUGUGUGUGUGUGUGUGUGUGUGUGUGUGUGUGUGUGUGUGUGUGUGUGUGUGUGUAUCUGUGUAUCCCUAUCUGCCGUCACUUCCCUUCCCUAAUACUGAGCUCAAGAUGAUUAUGCGAGUAGUUUCGGUACGUGGUUAGGUAGACUGUUGGCUCGUGGAGAUGGAAGCUCGUGACUGAUAAUCAAACAGGUAUGUGUCCCCAGUGGACAUUGCAGAAGGUCUUCUCGGUAUGAAACUAUAGGGCAUGCUUACUAUACUUUUGCUCCAGUGCAAAAUGUUUUAAUAGGAAUAAAAGCUGUUACUGGGUCCAUAUUUGUAGAAGUCCAACUCUUACCUCAUUGAAAGAUUUGUGAUUUUUAACACAAGAAUAAACUUCAAACUUAAGAAACGGGCAGAAAAAGAUCCGUGAAUGUCAGACUACUGUAUAAUUAAAUUCAGUUAAAGUUGAAUGAAAAACUGAAGGGCUGUUGUUUGCACCAAUAGUGUUUUUUAUUUUAUUUUUUUAUUUUAUUUAUUUAUUUUGCACUGGAACAAAACCUUUUUCUUUUACAAGCAAUUACUGUAGGUCCUCCUUUUGUCUUGUACACAGUCACAGUCCAGAUGCACAAUGAGACUAAAAGCAGACUGCAUCAAAAGGCUUUUUGCUUCUUGGUAUUUAUGGCAGUACAAUGCAAACAAUACAUAUGGGGUUUGUAUUGUAUUAAGCAAGUAAAUACAUUAAAUGUAACAAAUAAGAAAGGGGUUUCCCAGUUCACUUUCUUGAUUUGUAUUGAUUCGUACUGAAUAAAUCUAUCAUUUUCAUCAUCUCCUAUUUGCAAUCUAUGUGGUGGACUGCAUGAAUUUUAAGCUUCAGUAAAGGCUUGGAAAGAGGGGGGUGGUGAUCGAGGGGGAAAGUAUCAUAUUGUAAAUAGAAUGGCUUGUUGUGAAUACUCUAUGAUACUGUAUGGAAGAAGAAUAUAUCUUCAGUUUAUCAAUUAAAGUACAACUUAUUGUAAGUGGUGUAUUUGAAUUUGUAGUUUGGUGGAAAGUGCGUUUUUGCCAAACUGUUGUUAAGGGGAUAACGCAAUCAUAUUGCAAUUAAACAAGACUUUGAUUCUGGGAAGUGGAUAGAAAAAUGUAUAUUAAAGAUUUGUGCUAAUCAGGAUUGUUACUACGAUAAGUUACUCUCA